Messenger RNA from Arachis ipaensis, 750 nucleotides. The record is from RefSeq and is a predicted model, not a curated record. NCBI's taxonomy places the organism in Eukaryota, Viridiplantae, Streptophyta, Magnoliopsida, Fabales, Fabaceae.
AUGUCAAAGAGGAUGGAUGGAUUGCAACUUACAGCAGUGAGCACAUCUAACCAACCAUCAAUGGUGUGGGGACAGCAGGAGGAGAACUAUGAAAAGCAGCAGCAAGAGCAAGUGCAGAGUGGAAGAACCUUGGUAAAUGACAAGAGGCCAGUUGAGAAUGAUAAGGCUAGCAGCAAGGAAGAAGUGACACUUAAAGACAAGCAAGACCAAGAGAAGCUCAAGGAGAAGGAGGAACCUCAAGCUUCAAAGAAGGGAAAGCAAGCUAUUGAGGAACAAUCACAAGAACAGAGGAAGGAGGAGAAGCCAUACACUCCCUCUAUUCCAUAUCCUCAAAGGUUUAACAGAGAGCUUAAAGAUCAACAGUUCCUCAAGUUCCUAGAAGUGUUUAAGAAGCUAGAGAUCAACAUCCCAUUUGCUGAAGCUCUGGAACAAAUGCCUCUAUAUGCAAAAUUCCUCAAAGAGCUCAUCAAUAAAAAAAGGAGAUGGAAUGAAAAAGAGAAAGUGAUCCUAACACAAGAAUGCAGUGCUGUCAUCCAAAGAGGUCUUCCUCCAAAGCUCAAAGACCCUGGGAGCUUCUUCUUACCUUGUACCAUUGGUGACACAAUCAUUGACAAGGCAUUGUGUGAUUUAGGAUCCAAUAUUAACCUCAUGCCUCUGUCUAUAAUGAGAAGGCUAUCUAUAGAAAAAGUGAAGCCUACACAGAUGUCAUUAGAGCUAGUGGAUAGAUCUCUGGUAAUUCCCAAGGGGUGA